AUGUCAGAUCCAGGCUCUAUAGAUGACGACCUCCUCGCUCGCCUAAACGCGCUCAAGAAGUCUAGCGUCAGUCUCGAUCCUACACGCAGCUCUUCUACUGCGUCAACGCGGUCCCCGAGGCCCACGGAUGAACUCGCCUCCCGCUUCGCACGUCUAGGCUCUGAAUCACCUUCCGGCUCGCCGCAGCCCUCACGAACGGCAUCUACAAACAACGUCGUGGCCCCUGCAGCGCCAAGCUACCUGGAGGGCGUGGCGCAAGGUGUCGGAGGUGGGACGGUCGAGUUCAGCGAGGAGGAUGAGAAAAGCCUGGAGGAGCUGCUUGGAGAGUUGAAUGGCGCUAUGGGAGACAAGAAGGAGUGGGACAUGAGUCGGAAAGAGCAGGGAGACGUUGGGAAGCUGCUCAAGGACAUGAGGACCAUGCUGCCAGAACUACAGAACGGCCGGGCCCAAGAGGCCAAGCAACGGAACCAAACCGGUCACAAAGGCAGAGGGGAGGCGCUCACCGACUGGGAGAAUGUUGAGUUCGAUGUCGGUAGUGGGUCUGUGGGACCUAAGCAUGACACAGAGGACACAGAAGGCGAAGAAGACGGAGACGGCGAGCAGAAGAAGCAAACCGAGCAAGAAGAAGCAGACGACGUGAUAGCACGCAUCAUGGCGGAGCUUGAAAUCAGCAAGAAGUACGACCCUCCAUCCCCGGCCCCAGAAGACGACCGUAACGCGCAAGCCUCCACCGAGGAGACCAACACAAACGACACCCCGCUAUCUCUGCCCUCCGCACCAACAACGCUCAAAGAGCCCACCGACUCAUUCGACGCAACUCAAGCCCUCGAAGACGCCUUCACAGCGCGUCUCGCCGCCCUCGCCGGCCCCCAAACCGACUCUCUGGGCCUCCCUUCCGCGCCCUCCUUUGCGCCCUCAGCGAAGCCGCCCAAAGUGCAAUCCAACCUGCAGAACAAGCUCGACGAGGAAAUCGACACCUGGUGCAUCAUCUGCCAGGACGACGCGACGCUGAAGUGUCUGGGCUGCGAAGGCGACCUGUAUUGCAGAAACUGCUGGAUGGAGGGGCAUCGGGGGGAGAGCGCUGGGUUGGAGGAGAGGAGGCAUAGAGCGGUGGAGUUUGUGAAGGGCGGCGAUAAGAAGAAGAAGAAGAAGAGACUGGCGGCUGCGGGAUGA
Messenger RNA from Ascochyta rabiei, 1173 nucleotides. RefSeq lists its product as uncharacterized. Lineage: Eukaryota; Fungi; Ascomycota; Dothideomycetes; Pleosporales; Didymellaceae. The record is from RefSeq and is a predicted model, not a curated record. The transcript has a single exon. The coding region runs from base 1 to 1173 and encodes 390 amino acids.